CCCUCACUUGACUUCUCCACACACCACACACCCUUUUACGUUCAAUCAUCAGAAACCCAACCAGUUAUUCCACAAAUCCAACUGCUCAUCGAUACCAGCAUGGAUACACCCAUGUUUUCAGUUGCUGCUGCGUCACCCUUCUGGGUCUUUGCUUCUCUGCUCUCUCUGUUUCUCCUCCUCUUCACUCUCGCCCGAGUGCUCAUCUCAGGCCGCCGAAGUUUGCCAUUGCCGCCAGGCACCAUGGGUUGGCCUUAUAUAGGAGAAACCUUUCAGCUCUACUCUCAAAACCCAAAUGUCUUCUUCGCUUCCAAAGUGAAGAGGUAUGGGAAGAUAUUCAAGACUCAUGUUCUGGGAUGUCCCUGUGUGAUGAUUUCGAGCCCAGAAGCUGCAAAGUUUAUCUUGGUCACCAAAUCUCAUCUCUUCAAGCCUACAUUCCCUGCAAGCAAAGAGAGGAUGUUGGGCAGACAAGCCAUCUUCUUUCAUCAGGGACCCUAUCACAUGAAAUUGAGAAAGAUUGUUAUGAGGGCUGUCAUGCCUGAGGCAAUCAAGAACAUCGUCUCUGAUGUCGAGACGAUUGCUGUCAGUUGUCUCCAGUCGUGGGAUGGCCAGUUGAUCAAUACUUUCCAAGAAAUGAAGACGUAUACAUACAAUGUAGGACUGCAUUCCAUAUUUGGAAAGGAAGGAGCUCUCUAUAGAGAAGAGCUGAAAAGGUGCUACUACAUUCUUGAGAGGGGCUACAAUUCAAUGCCCAUCAACCUUCCGGGAACUCUCUUCAACAAAGCUAUGAAGGCCAGAAAAGAGCUGUCUCAGAUCGUAGCCAAAAUCCUCCAUUCCAGGAGGCAGAGCAAGGAAGAAAGAAACGACCUGCUUGGGUCCUUCAUGGAUGAGAAAGAAGGCCUCACUGAUGAACAAAUUGCAGACAACGUAAUUGGAGUCAUAUUCGCUGCCAGAGACACCACAGCCAGUGUUUUGACAUGGAUUGUCAAGUACCUGGGAGAGAACCCAAGCGUCCUACAAACUGUCACUGAAGAGCAAGAGUCCAUAAUGAAGAGCAAGGAGAAUGGAGGUGAAGACAAGAGUUUGACUUGGGCAGACACGAGGAAGAUGCCAAUAAGCUCAAGAGUUAUACAGGAGACUCUGAGAGUAGCCUCAAUUCUUUCUUUCACUUUCAGAGAAGCGGUUGAAGAUGUUGAAUAUGGAGGGUAUCUUAUACCAAAAGGGUGGAAAGUUUUACCACUUUUCAGGAACAUUCAUCACAGCCCAGACAAUUUUCCAGAUCCUGAGAAAUUUGAUCCCUCCAGAUUUGAGGUUGCUCCAAAACCCAACACAUUCAUGCCAUUUGGAAAUGGGGCACACUCUUGCCCUGGGAAUGAGUUAGCCAAGUUGGAGAUCUUGGUCCUUCUGCAUCAUUUGACCACAAAGUACAGGUGGUCUAUGGUGGGACCACACAAUGGAAUCCAGUAUGGCCCAUUUGCUCUGCCUCAAAAUGGCCUGCCCAUCAGAUUAUUUUCAAAAUCAUGAAAGUCCAGUCUAAACAGACAAAAUGGAUACUGGUGUUUUUAGUUCUUUCCAUAAAUAGAUUGUCUUCUGAAGAGAGAAGGCUAGGACUACUGAGAACUUUCCCAAAGAAACUGAGAAAUCCUUCACUGUUUUCAGCCAGAAGACAAGACAUGGAAAGAAGAGGAAAUUUUAGGAAAGGAAGAUAAGAAAGGGAAACAAGUGCAAACAAAGAGCCUUCCAAACCAAAAGAAAUGGAACUUCAAGGAAACAGCAAAUGCAUGCAAUUGGAAACAAGCUCUCUUUCUACUUUCUUACUCUCAAUUUUGUAAAUAAUGAGAAGAAAACACUUCUCUUUGUGGGGUUCAAGUAGGUAGCUGGUUGCUCAACCCAAAAAAAAAAAAAAAAGUAGGUAGCUGGUUAUAGUUGAAUGUCAGGUUCUUGGGUUAGUCUAAACCCAUGUUCCAUUAAUGCUUAUAAAUAAAAAUCAACAUAGAAGACAAGCAGAAAGACCUCAUGUAUUAUUAUUUUCAUUUCUUUUA
This is a messenger RNA of Nelumbo nucifera (sacred lotus), 2039 nucleotides long. Its product is annotated as abscisic acid 8'-hydroxylase CYP707A2-like. Lineage: Eukaryota; Viridiplantae; Streptophyta; Magnoliopsida; Proteales; Nelumbonaceae. The record is from RefSeq and is a predicted model, not a curated record. Gene Ontology annotation, molecular function: iron ion binding; oxidoreductase activity, acting on paired donors, with incorporation or reduction of molecular oxygen, NAD(P)H as one donor, and incorporation of one atom of oxygen; heme binding. Gene Ontology annotation, biological process: sterol metabolic process; abscisic acid metabolic process.